This is a messenger RNA of Ruditapes philippinarum (Manila clam), 2307 nucleotides long. RefSeq lists its product as uncharacterized. Gene Ontology annotation, cellular component: membrane. Gene Ontology annotation, molecular function: wide pore channel activity. NCBI's taxonomy places the organism in Eukaryota, Metazoa, Mollusca, Bivalvia, Venerida, Veneridae. The transcript is spliced from 11 exons. The record is from RefSeq and is a predicted model, not a curated record. Bases 176 to 1864 code for a protein of 562 amino acids.
UCAAUUAAGUGUGUAUCAAUUUAUAACAGGUUACCGCGUUUAGGGUACAUGAUGACUUCUGUUCAGGGUAUAUAUAUAGCAAGAUAGUAUCUUUAACGGGUCACUUUGCUAUCGGAACAGGAGUGUUGCAUUUCGGCUACAGGACCUGUUCUUUAAAGGAUAAUUACCAACAAGCAUGCGGUCGGUUAGUAUAUGUGCGUGUGUAUGUCUACACAUUGCUGUCAGCUAUGCCGCUUCACUGCCGGAAGCCCUUCACUACAUUGGCGUCGGAUAUAACAUGCUAAGAGGAAAUCCCGACGGUGACUUUUGGGCAUCUGGCGGAGAUGACCCAGGCUUGUUGAGUACCAGGAAGAUUCUGUCCCUGUCAAGUUAUGACCAAGUCCCAGCCGAACUUGUGUACGAGCACCAUGAUCAAUGCAGAAAUGCGCACGAAUUCUCAUUCUUCAGCGAUCAAAAAUCAUACCAGAACAAACUCCUUGAAAGAGUACAGUCAUCAGGCACUAACAAUGAUGUUCUCCUUGAUAAGGCAUUUACCAUGAGUAACGGAUAUAAAGCAAUUGAUCAACAAACACGCCGAGACUUUUACGUCUUCCAAGAUGACCAGAAUACAUGCACAUCCGGAAGUGCUCGUUACAAGCUUGGACUCGCACAGGGCAACCAUUACAAACUCUCCGACGAGUUCGCCGCUGCCGUAUGCAAACUCCCUAUCACAUAUGAUCAAGCCAUCUUCAAGCAAUUCUUAGAUACAUGGGGCACUCAUGUCACAACAGCAGUUGAGACCGGAAGCAAGACAGUCAAUCGUUACAUGUGCCCACUCAAGGACUUUGUAGAACAAGUUAUGAACACCUCUUCGAGAGACGUCACUUUGGGCGGAGCUUGGAUGAACCACGCUUCUUCAUUGGUCGUUGAUAUUAACGCCUACCGAUACAGACAACAAUACAGAAAUACAUGUGGAUCUAUUCAAGAUACUCUUUCUCUUGGAAGUGAGCAGUUCCCUGAACCAAUUGGUUAUUCAAUGGUCGUAAUCUCUGAUAUGCUUGACUCUGCUCAAUGGCAGAACAUGGAUGACUACAAGCAGAGAGGUCUUUGUCCACCAAGUGAGGAGGCUGCGUUGACAUACCAAAGAAAGAACCUUGAAAAAGCUAUAACUGAAUACCCAGGCCUCCUAGGUGCUAAAUCCCCUAUCUCAAACCCAGUAGCCAUUCCAGUAACCUGGCCAAUGGGAACUUACUCCCUGCCUAAGCCAAAGAACGGAUGCCCAGCCGGAGACUUCACAUGGUAUGAGGGAUGGAGAAUGCAGGACACAGAAACCCAAUCACCAGAUAACGCCUGGUCCAUCAACAACCACUUCGCAGGAAAACUUGAAGUAGGCGCAUUCCAGUUGGAAUACUGCACAAAGGGAGAGAAAAGCCCAACAGACUUUGACAGACAUUGGCCAAAUGGAGAUUAUUGUAUCUUUAAAUAUGGCGAUUGUCCAGCUGACUUUGCUGAAGGAUACGUUAAAUGGGACGAUGAAGACAGUGUGAACAGAAAUGACUGGCAGGGACUUCUUCCAGACGGUGUUUAUGAUGAAGACACUCUACAGAGAUUCUGUUGCAGAUCCGAUGGCCUUCCAACUGAGCCAAUAAUUUUACCAACAGACAGACCUUUCUACUUAUUCCAAUACAAGAGAGACGUUUGUCAGAAGGUCGCAAACAUGAAGGUAUCCGAAGAAUGGCUUCGAUUCGAUGAUGAAGAUUUCAAAACUCCAAGCAACUCUGAACUCGGAGCUGUACAUCCCGGAAUGGAAUUCUGGAACGAGGCUACUGGCGCUAGUGGAAGCGAAGUGUACUACUGCUACUACGAACCACAAACAAAGAAAUAAAUCUCAAUUAUUUUAGGAUCUUAUCACAGUUAUUUCAUAUAGAACUUUUUACAAUCAUUUAUUUGUCAUUUACUGUAUGAGAAGCCAUAUUUACAAAACAAAAUGUUUCACCUUUACAGUGGGUUUGCAAGGUCACAUUUAAUAUAUGUAAUUAGCACAUACAAUCGUUGGACAAAUUCAUUUCGAUUUCAAAAAUAAAAGGUCAAUUAACUUAUUCUGUAUCUCUGUGUAUUUCAUGUAAGUAGUUUAAAAGUGUAGCCGUCUGUUCGAUAAGCAAUUUCGAUGGCGGAAGUGAAAGAGAUUUACAAGCAUCUAAGGAAGCGCGUGGAUCUCUUUGACUUCCGUUAACCGUAAUGUACGUGUAUGUCAUGUUUACACAUCGUCUUUUGUGUGUCUACCUUAGUUAUAUUUGUGAUUUACAAUAAAAAGGUUAAUACACACAA